AUGUAUUCUGGAGCUAUAAACCAAAUCAUCUCACAAGGUGGACGUCGUAUCCCAGUAAUUACUAACUUUUUCCAGCUAAAUGAAUCCCCAGCUGACCAUGUAGGACUUUAUUUUAUAGAAUUUAUUCCUGUGGUAGACCCAAGCAAUAGAGGCUUAAGAGAUAUUUUAAUAGAAAACGCUGGAGGUAGAAUAUCAACAGUUAUAGGGAAAUUUACUAAGGCAGGGAUGAACCUUACAGCAAAAAUUAUAAGGGAAGAGCCUUUUGCAGUUACAGCCCAAGGCUACAAUCCAGGUGAAUCUUAUAUACUAAAUAUCAGGCUUGUCGGUACUAUAGGAAGCAGUAAUAUAGAGACCUAUCGUAUGUACUCAAAUUCUAUGCUGAAAAAAAUGCUCCAAAAAAUAGGCUUAAUCCAGCUGACUAAACUUCCUAAAUAUUAUGAUAAGCGGCAAACUGUACAAGUAACUCAGCAUAACCUAGAAAUAUGGCGAGGAUAUACAGCUUCUUUUAGCCACCAUCUGACCGAAAUGCUGCUAAAUGUCGAUUUUUCAAGUAAAAUUAUCAGACAUGUAUCUGUUUUACAAUAUAUGACUGAAAUUCGGGCAAAUACCAAGCCAGACAGGCUUAGACAAGCCUUAGAGUCUGAAUUAAUAGGAAAAACAGUUAUGGCGAAAUACGGGAACUAUAAAUGCCACAGAAUUGACGGUCUUGCCCUAAAUGAGUCUCCUUUAAAUACUUUUGACGGCCCUACAGGUCUGACUACAUAUAGAGAUUACUAUAUAACCCAAUAUAACAUAGAAAUCCAAGACUUCAGGCAGCCAUUAUUGAUUUCUACCACAGAAAGAGGGGCAAAGGUAAUCAGACUUAUCCCUGAACUAUGUGACCUCACAGGGAUUUCUGAAGACAUGAGAAAGGACUAUAGAGCCAUGAACGAUAUUGCAGUACAUACAAGGCUGCAGCCUCAGGACAGGCUUGAAGUAGGGAUUACUCUGGCCCAUAGGCUAGCAAGGGAAGCUGAAGAUAUAAGUGAACAGUACAGUAUGUCUAUUAACCCUGAGCCAGUUGUCCUUGACGCCAUAAGGUUUCCUCCAGAAAUAAUCAAGCUUGGAGAGACUGAAAGAGAAGAUGUAGAAAUUGAUGACAGGGCAGGCUUUAAUAUAAAAAAUUCUAUAUAUAAGCCGAAAGAAAUAGCGUAUUGGGCAAUUUUGUCGACGAAUAAAGAUCUAGAAGAAAGGGAUAAGCUGGUUAGAGCAAUCACAGCAAAAGCUCAGCAAAUAGGAGUCAUAAUGGGGUCGCCUUAUCAGCUUGAAUACACUCCACAGAAUUUGCAAAAUAUUAUAAGUGUCCUUAAUAACCCUCCUGGAGGCAGACCAGCCCCUGUAAUUGCAGUAAUUUUGGUCCCAGCUCCUUUAAAAGAUAUUUAUCACAAUAUAAAAGAAUCAGCUGCCUUGUCCUCAGCAGUCCCUACACAGGUGAUUUUAUCAAGUAGCUUUAAAAAUCCUAAACGAGUAGACUCCAUUAUAUCAAAACUAGUCGUCCAAAUAGCCGCAAAAACAGGCUCAGAACUCUGAGCGCUAUGUCCAUGCUCAGGAAUUCCUAUAAAAACAAUGGUUAUUGGCAUAGACAUUUUUCAUGAUACUGUAAGUAAAGCCAAAAGUGUCAUGGGAUUUGUGUCGUCUAUAAACCCGACCUUUACCAAGUAUUAUAAUACAGCAAAAGUACAGGAAAGAGUCGGGCAAGAAAUCGUGGGGUCAGUUUCUAUAUGUUUAAAAGAAGCAUUAGGAGCAUUUUAUGAGGCCACCAAAAAGCGGUUUUUGCCUGAUUUAAUUGUGGUGUUUAGAGAUGGCGUUGCGGAUUCACAGAUAAAGGCGGUUAAAGAGUUUGAAGUGGAUGGGAUGAAAAGCGUGAUUAAGUCUUUUGAAGGGUAUAGGCCAGGAUUUGUAUAUAGCCGCUGAAAUAUUUUAGAUCAUUAUUGUACAUCCAUUGUAAUUUUCAAAUUAAUUUGUAAUUGUCAGCUUUUUUGAGAAGAAAAAUGAAAUGCCAAAUCUUUAUUUAUGGUUUUAUGAUGACUAAUCAGAUAAGGCAGGUGCCCUGGACCAUAUUUUUUCUGUUCUGUAUUCUGUUGAGGUAUAGCGAUCUAUUAUAAUGCAUAUAUUAUAUAUAUUUCAUAAAGGUGAAUUAGGAAUUAAAUUUAAAAGGCUAAUUCUCAUAUAGCGAAAUUAAAUAAACAAAGAAUAUUGUUAUGAACAAAAAAACCAAUGCAAAAUUUUUUGUAAAUUCGCCGAGAGGGAUAAUAAAUCCUCUUCAUGGGACUGUCAUUACAGAUGUGGUCGUACCGGAUGUAGAUAGCUUUUAUUUGGUUUCCCAUGGAGUUACCCAAGGUAUGGCAUCUCCAACUCUGUAUAGGAUCAUUGAAAAAAUAUUGCCUGAUGAAGAUAUAGAUACUAUUGUAUUCGCAAGAUUAGCAUAUAAGUUAUGCUAUAUGUAUUAUAACUGGACUGGAGGGAUUAAAAUCCCUGCACCCACUAUGAUGGCCCACAAGCUUGCAUAUAUGGUUGGACAAAGCAUUCAUGAUGAUUAUCUACAAGAUCUAAAAGUUCUUCCUUGGUUUCUUUAA
Molecule: messenger RNA, 2615 nt
Organism: Blepharisma stoltei
Lineage: Eukaryota; Ciliophora; Heterotrichea; Heterotrichida; Blepharismidae
Source: the annotation of a GenBank genome assembly